UGUCUUGUAGCCAUAUCUAAAAGCGUUGCACAUUAACUGAAUCUUACUGCUCACGUGACUUGGUUAGCUGGCGCGGGCAUUCUCAAUCGAGGAUGUCCGCGCGUUACGUCGAGGCCCUAUUCCGUGCCGUAUCUUCAUCGGCCACUAAACUUGAUUUGCAAGGCGUGCUAUCAAACCUGAGUGCAGCCACUGCUGCGGCGACUGCUGCGUCAGCAGCCCCUUUAGACCACUUAUACGCGCGCAUUGGUGCCCUGAAUGGGCCUUUCUUUCCCGCGGGAUGGGGUAAUCUCAGCGUGGUGAAUUAUGAGGAGGACCUGCGCCAUCUGAUUCAGGGCCCACCUUCCAGCAUUAAGCUGUCAUGGCGACUAAUUGAGCGAGGAAAUCGGGAUGGCACCGAUUACCUCUUGUACGAAGGCACCUUCAGAACGCCCUGCCUCCAACGCGUCUUCGACGCGCUCCCGCCCGAGAGCCGCACCGGCCGCGUUCAGCUGCUAGUUCCAGCGCACAUAAGGCCCUUCCGUUCCGAAACCUCCAUCAGCGGCCUUGAGGAGGGAGCAGCACUGCCGUACUUUCCAUCGACGCCGCAGCAGAUUCAUCAUCAUCAGCAACAGUCUCGGCUGCGCUGGCCAGGUCUAGGGUCUGCUGACGCAACCGCGCAGGAGCAGCAGCUGUUGCAGCAGCACUUGUAUGCGGGGACGGCAGCAGCAGCAGCAACGGCUUCAGCGGUUGCGGAGGGCCCCGCCUGUGUGGUGCACUUGGCGGCGACGGGCGAUCAAACCUUUGGUCGGCGGCUGCGACUGGGCUUCCCUCUGCUUAAGGACAACAUCUGCACGCUCGUCCUGGAGAGCCCCUUCUACGGCGCUCGGCGGCCCGCCGCCCAGCGCGGUUCCAAACUGCUGCGCGUGUCGGACUUGCUCACGCUGGGCUGGGCCACCAUCGCGGAGAGCCUCAACCUGCUGCACUGGCUGCGGGAGGAGGGGUACGGGCCGCUGGGCAUGUGUGGUUUGUCCAUGGGCGGCGUGCACGCCUGCAUGACAGCCGGGCUGUACCCGGGGGACGUGGCGGUGACGCCGCUGCUGGCGCCGCGCUCGGCAGCGGUGGCGUACUGCGAUGGAGCCAUGCGGGCGGUGAUGGCCUGGGAGCCGCUGCUGAAGGAGGUCGACGAGAAUGACAACCAGAUCACGCAGGUGGUUAUGAGCGCAGGAAGGGCCAUCACCAUCAAGUUGCCUGUCCGUCAGGCCUCCUCCGUGCCUUCCUCCUCCUCCGCCGCCGCCGCUGCCUCGGCUGCAUACCCAACAACAGCAGCAGGCGCAGCAGCAGCACCUUCCCCCUCGGUAGGCAUCAGCAGCGGGAGCGGCGGCGGAGACAGCGCAGAUGCAGACGCAGCAGCAGCGGCGGCGGCGUUUGAGUCGGUGUCGCUCAUGCGGGAGGCGACGUAUGCGCUCGCGGAUUUGGAGGUGCGGGGGGAGAAACGGCACUUGGCGGAAGCGGCGAGCAGCAGCGGAGGCAGCAGUAGCAACAGCGGAGGCAGCGAAGCGGCGGGGUCACCGCCGUCCUUGUCUUCAACCUCGUCUUCUUCCUUCUCCUUACCAUCUUCAGGAGAGGCGGAGACAGGGGCGGCGGCAGAUGGGAGACGGCGCGGUGCAAGCAGCAGCACCAGCACCAGCACCAGCGGCGGUGAUGGCGAGAGCCGCAGUCGAGGAGGAGGAGAAGGAGCUGCUGCAGGAGGGGGGCUGUUGAAGGGUCUGCCGCAACCGCUCGUGAGCGUGAUGGAUGUGUACAUGGGCCUGGCUGGGGCGGCUCUGCGCGCGGGGGGGAGCAGCGGCAGCAGCAGCGGGAGCAGCAGUAGCAGUAGCAGCACCCAAGGCAAUGAUGGUGGUGGUGGUGGUGCUGCGAAUCAGACACACGGCAACCCCUCUCCUCCAUUUGGGCAUAACCAGCACCAACAGCAGCAGCCGGAGCAGCAGGAGCAGCGGGAGUGCGGCGGACCUUUCUCCGGAAUCAUCGCCGAUCCUAGCAGCCGGCAUGCCUCCGAAGCCCGCCAUCCCCACUCCCACUCCCACGCACAUCACCACCACCACCAACAUCACCACCACCAUCACCACCCACAGCAGCCCCGCCCACACAAUUCCGCCUCCUCGGGCGCUCCCCAAGUAGCGGGAGGAGGGGAGGCAGGCGGUGGUGGUGGCGGGACGCCGCUGGGGCGAAGGCUGCUGGGUGAUCUGGGUCGCGCGGUGAAGCAGCUUCGGUCGGAUGACCGGCGGCUAGACAAUCCGGAUACGGUGAUGCGGUUGAAGCGUGUGCUGGAGACCUACACCGACAUCACACGAUACCCGCGGCCGCGUCGCACCGACGCCGCAGUCAUUAUCGCUGCUCGCGACGACGCCUACGUCAGCACCCAGAGUGUGGAGCAGCUGCACCGCUACUGGGAGGGCAGCGAGCUGCGGAUGGUGUCGGGGGGCCACGUCAGCGCGUUCCUAAUGCACCAGGAGGCCUUCCGUACGGCAAUCAAGGAUUCCCUGACACGGCUGUCCAGACCGCCGCCACCGCCGUCUCGAUCACGGCAGUAGCAGUGGCGGCAGUAGCAAAAUGGCGGCAGUGGCAGUUGCAGUAAGGGGCGUGCUCGACCACGGCAGUAGCAAGUGCCGGCUGCGGCACUUGUGGCGGUUGCGGCGAGCAGGAGGGGUGGGGCAGGCGGAAGCAGUGGCAGGUGGAAGAGUGAAGUGGCUGUGAGCAGGGUGUGUGGCUGGAAGUUAUUGGAGGGGGGUUGGGAUGGCGCGGUCGUGGGUAGGACGAGCAAGUUACGGUCAGAAGGGGCACGGAGCCUGGUUUACUACUACUGCUGCAUUAUCACUACAGGAUAUUGUACUGGGAUUGUAAUCUUUUGGGGUUACGGCUUCUAAAAGGUUAAAUGGUCUACAAAGGUAUGGCGCGCCUUGACAGAAGAAAUAGCUGGAUCACCGCCUUUAAUUGCCUGGGAAGGCUUUUUGAAGAUUGCUUUGGAUUACAACGCGAGGGUGGGGCGCGGUGGGGGAGUGUGAUUGAAGUUAACUUGCCGGGAAGCCUUCGGACGCUGUGUUGCUAUGUUAUUACCGCUGUUCAACGAGGUGGUGCGAUUGCCAGCGGGGACUACCGGUAGCUCCCAACGACUUGUUCAGGACUCCACGAGUCCAUUUUGCACAAGAAAAUACAGUGAGUAUUCCUUAGUGUUGUAAGGAAACCCUGGCCCCACAAAAACACACCACGCAUGGACUGCGAAGCUGUGUACCGUCCACCAUCGGCGCAUCUCUGAACACAACUGCUAUGCUAUGUAAAUUGGCAGCAGCAAGGCACAAGUGGGGGCUGUGCGGUGUCGAGCGUCG
Messenger RNA from Astrephomene gubernaculifera, 3362 nucleotides. NCBI's taxonomy places the organism in Eukaryota, Viridiplantae, Chlorophyta, Chlorophyceae, Chlamydomonadales, Astrephomenaceae. The record is from the annotation of a GenBank genome assembly.